UCUGGGUCCCCAGGGACUGGGGUGGGGCUGAGCCGUUCCGUUCCGGGGCGUGUGCGCAGUGCUUGAGGGAGGGAUGGGCCCUGAGGGGAGAUUAUGUGAGCUGCUGCAUUAGUCUUCUAACUUCUUGCACUGGAUACUCACGGUAUGUCUGAAGGACAGAUCUCUUGUAUGCUCUGAAUGUACCAGCUUGUCCUCAUGAGUACUCCAGUGGAGAAUGUCCAUGAUCUUCUUUGCCUGUGUGGUGCGGGUGAGGGAUGGACUUCCCCUCUCAGCCUCCACAGAUUUUCAUUUCAACCAGGACUUUCUAGAAUGCAGAAAGAGAUUAAAGGUGUUAUCCUCAAUUCUGGCACAGUAUCCAAGUCGAGGCACAGCAAAAGGACGUGACCUUAGCAUACAUUUCCUUUCUUCUGGGGACAUUGCCUGCAUGGCAAUCUGUUCCAGCAAUUAUUCAACCAUCAUGGCGUUUUGCUUCCUGGAAGAGCUGCAGUGGGAAUUUGCUGCUUCCUACGAUGCCACAAGCAUCAGUUUAGCUUCCAGACCAUAUGCUUUUCUUGAAUUUGAUAACAUCAUUCAGAAAGUGAAAUGUCAUUUUAACUGUGCAAGUGGCUCUCAAACAAAAGCCAACUGGGAGAAGAUCGAGGAGGAGCUGAAGUUCCAGCCCCCGGUUCAGCUGAAACUAGAGGAUACGGAGCUGAUGAAUGGGAUGGCUAACGGUGGGCACGCAGGCGUUCAUGUGGAGGUUGUCCCUACUUACCGAAUGCAGCGUGUGACUCCUCUGGGGAUUUUGUCUCUUGUUCUGAACAUCAUGUGUGGAGCUUUGAAUCUCAUUCGAGGAGUUCACCUGGCAGAGUAUUCAUUUCAGGAAGACCAUGAAGGAAUUGGAAAUGUGGUAGCUUUUUUCCUACCUUUUCUAGCCUGUGUUUUUCAGUGUUACUUAUACCUCUUCUACAGCUCGGCAAGGAAGGUGAAGACAUUUGUACUCUUCUUCUCUGUUUGUUUAUGCAACAUUUACUUGUACGGAUUACGGAACCUCUGUCAAAUAGCCUUUCACAUAGGAGUGGCAUCUCUUUCUUCUUAUCAGAUACUGACAAGGCAACUUAUGGAGAAACAGCCUGACUGUGGAGUAUGAAAAAGACUUCGGGUUUGCUACUUUAUUUUUACAACAUUUUUUUGUAUUAAACUGGCCCCAAAUGGAAUAUUUUUAAACAUUUGUGACAAUGGUUACUGCGAGGAAGAUAUUUUAAAGCAACUUGAUAUAAAGUAGGACACUGUAAUCAUGUCAAACAUACAGUGAGAAUGUAGGUUUAUUUAACGUGGCAUGUGGUAAUUGUGCAUGGUAGAUCUUGUCAGGUGUCAUCAACAGAUGGAGGUUCUCCUUAACAUAAACAGGCUUUUCCUCCUUGACUAAUACCAUCUAGACAACAUUUUGCCAUUUGUCUUACCGGCUUUGUAGCACUUUGGCAGGUCAACGUCUUGCCCUGCCAAGCUUCCAGAAAUAUUAAAAUUGCAUCGUAAAAUGAAGUGGUGGGUAACAUUUUCGUCUGUAGAAUUUCUUAAGCAUUAAGAUUCUUGGUAAAUGUAAGUAAAGGAGUUGUUUGCCAUAAUUAGAUGAGUUCAGUAUCACUGGGAAAAAAUGUUAGGGUAAGCUUCGGGAUAAUUUUUCUAGGUUUUGAAGGAAAGGAAAAGGUUGUGGCUCUUUUAAAAACCAUAAAGGCUAUAAAUAUCCCCUGGCUAAACAGUGCAUUGCAGUUAAGUAUGUGCGCAUUGGUUAAUUGCAAAUAUGCUUGGGGCAGCAUAAAAUAAACCAAGUGAAUCUUUCAGCUCAGGUGGCCUUUAUUUCCUUGGUUAAGGUCACUCUUAGUAUAAGGGUAAUUCCAUGUUUGCUUGGUCUGUAUGGAUAAUAAAUCUUCCAGGCCUACUUAUGACAGGCCACUGACUCCUUUACCCUUCUUAAAAAAGUAUAUAGCUGGUGAGUAGAAAGCCAUUUUCAGUAAUGGAAAGCCAAGAGCAGGUUCUCUUUAUUGUAUAAAACACCUUUAGUUAAUGGUGUUGAGUUCUUACACUAAGAUGAAUUUAUUAGUGUGCACUUUUGAAUAUAGUUCUUAAGAGCUGAAAUUCUUAACCUCUGCUGCACUGGGUAUUCUUGUAUGUAACAUAUUGAGGUGCAUAUGGGCAUUUUAGAACAUAUAUGAAUAAUUUAGCUGUCCUUGAAGGGUUGUAGAGAUUCAAAUUGAGAAGAUGUAGAGAACUGUAGGUGUGUUAUUGUGGAAGUAUGGUCCUAGAUUUUCUUUUAUUUUUUUUUCUUAGGAAACUGUUUUCUGGUCACCCCAUUUCUUCCACUAGACAUCUCUCACCGAAAAUUUAUUUUCCUCUCACAUAGUCUCUACCUCUAGUGGUUGCAAAGAGAUUAACAUGAUGCAGAGUUGUCUUCCCGAGUUUGCAGGAAUGCUUAAAAAAAUUACUUUCUUGCAUCUCAGUGAGUUUUCCUGAAGCCUCACGAUCCAAACAUGUGUAUCAGUGGACUACUGGUCCAGAAAGCUGUGGUGCUCUACCUGGGAAGCGCUUCUAUGACGCAGCUGGCUGCAACAACAGCAUCGAUAGGCAGCCCAUUACAACCUGAACAGUUUCUAGGACAUCAAGACACUUGAUGCCAGAGCUUUUUCCAGUAGUAAAUUGUAGGUAUUUCUUUUCCAUCCUGUAUUAGCCCAUUUACUGCAGCAGUAACAUAAUGAAAUCCUUAAAACUGAGGAAUAAUCUAGUAAGAAUAAUGGAGGAAUAUUUUAGCCAGACAAAUCAGAAAACAGCUAGAGCUGUGUGCUGUAAGGGAAUCCUCUUCUGUUAUAAGGGAGUGGAUUAAAGUUGUUUGUCUUUCAUUACCCCAGUUUUCAGCCAGAGUGUAGGUGGGGAAAUGAAGCCAGAAUUCAACCAUUGUCCUUAAGACACCCAGGUGACCACACAGAUGUGGGGGUUUUAGUACUGGCAAGCUUUAAGUUUUCAUGCUGUUCAGUCUCAGUUUAGGUACUACAGGGAACCAAACCAGGAGUUUGGAAUACAAGUUUGUUUGUUCGUUUUUUUUAAAAAACGUUUUUUUAAAAAAACGAACAAACAAAAAACCAACAAACAACAACAAAAGAAACACCCUGAAGAAAGGACACCCCCAAAAAUCUGAUACUAGAAACUUAACGCUUUGUUAGGGAUGCUGGAUCUGGACCUAUUUGUGUUUUACUGGAGCAUAAGCUGGUUAUCAGCCUACUGGGUUAGCAUGGGGAAUCGUCCUGUGGGGAAAGAAUGAAGCGUUUUAUACUAGAGAUAGGCAAAACUUUGUGAAAGGGACCUUAGUGAUAUGACCCAGCAUCCUGCUCCUACCUUUUUAGUCUCAGUCUGGCUAAAGAAUCCAAGAGCUUUACUGUUUCCGUGGAGGCUUGGAUAAAGCCUGCCUGCUAGAGCUUUAGGCAUGCAGAACAUUUCACUGGCAUGGGGCCGGUGAAGUAUUAUCUGCUUUCUGUUCCUCAUCCUUGCAUUGAUCUGAUUGGAAGAAACUGUAAAGUUUCUGAUGCUUCCCAAGCAUCUGACUGUUUGCUUUACCAUGAAACAACACAUCCCCAGGCCAGGUGAUGUUAGCAACAGGUCUGCAGUGAGAGUGGUAGAACAAGGUGUUUAGAUAGCUUCUGUAAUUAAAACAGGUAGAAUGGAUAAAGGUUAAAUUCUGCUUUUAUUUAAUAUUUUUCUUUUUCCUGAAAAUGUUUCAGUAAAAUCAAACAAAACCAGAUGGUUCGGUUCUGCCUUCGUGUAAUUUUUUUUUGUUUUGUUUUCUUUGUGGAUUAGAUGGACAGUGCAACUAGAUCUUUUCUACUAAAUGAACAGAGCUCUGGUUUUCUGUUAAGUCUUAAUCCCUUUGCAACCUUUUUUUAUUUCCUGUAAUAUGUGUAAAUCAUAUUAAGGAAUCUAUGUGGAUUAAUACGUGUGCAUUAGUAUCUGUGUACUUGGUAGAUUUGGAUUGUGAUUCCAAGAUGAGGCAGGGCACAUGUAGUUUGACCUAAUUUUUUUUUUUUUUUAAUGUUAGUAUUCAGAAUGGCUCCUGUAUCUAUAUGGCAUUUAUGCAGUUAAACAUUUUCUUCUGAUGAAACAGCAAGAGGAAUAGAAUAGUUUACAUUAAUGUCAGUGCUCUUAAGAUUUAAUAAGAAAGAAUGACUUGCAGUUUGAGUACAUGAAAUCUGACUCAUAAUGUGGGAUUAUGCCUGUAUUGAAUCAAAUCCCCAAACAGGAAUCCAACCCUUUUUUGUUCAACUUUAAACUGUUUAAUGUAGUUUGAAUUGCAUCUUCUUAAUUAUAUCACUUUUCAAGAUAAGUCUUUUGGAAACUCUUUUCCUCACCCAGCAGCUCAGCACAAGAAAAUUGUCAAAGAAUAAACUUCAUUAAUUUAAAGAUUUGCAGUGCUUAGUCACUUUAUGAAGCUGAUAAUUUUCUGUGUUUGUUUUUUUUUUUUUUUUUUUUUUUCUUUCUCCCAAAGACCUGUUAAGUUUAUAGAAGGUGGGCUGGUACCUUUUUAGACAUUUUUGUACUGUAUUAAUAAUUGAACCUGUGUAAAUGUGUAUAAAGUAAUUUUUGCAUGUAUAUAUGUACAUAUACCUAAUAAAUGGCUUUUUUGUAA
This is a messenger RNA of Tyto alba (common barn owl), 4651 nucleotides long. It is a transcript of the gene SEC22C, whose product is annotated as SEC22 homolog C, vesicle trafficking protein. The coding region runs from base 215 to 1129 and encodes 304 amino acids. Gene Ontology annotation, biological process: endoplasmic reticulum to Golgi vesicle-mediated transport. The transcript has 8 exons. The record is from RefSeq and is a predicted model, not a curated record. Lineage: Eukaryota; Metazoa; Chordata; Aves; Strigiformes; Tytonidae.